AUGUCGGAAGCAGGAGACGAAGCGGACGGCGCUCGCGGGUCCGCCUACCAGGAGUUUGUGGUGAUGGAGCUCCUCCUGGAGAAGCUGAAGCUGUUGAACUACGAGGAGGAGGCGUUGGUCCAACACAACCUGAAGCCUCUGAACAGACAUUACUUCGUCUCCAGUCGGUUUCUUCCUUCCAACCCCGGCGAGCAGUUCCACGUGUUCCACGUCCUCGCCGCCUGGCUCAUCAACACGGCAGGGCGGGCCUUCCCGGCGCCUCAGGAACACGACAACCCGACCGCCACGGCGUCCGGCGUCCUGGCCGAGCUCCGGGCCCUCGGGGUCAAAGUGGAUUUCCCAGCGUCCAACCUCCUCCAGGGCUCGGGCGAGUUUGUCUGCUUCGUGCUGUACCAACUGGCCGAGAAGGCCCUGAAGAAGACUGGCUUCUCCUUCAAAAGGCCGACCCACGCCAGAGAGAGCACGGAGGACGAGUUCAUGACGGAGGACAAGGCCGAGCUGACGUUCGACCACCAGGAGGACGAGAUGAGCGACGACGAGAAGGAGAAGGAGAUGGACCAGCGGGCCGUGGAUCCAGCGGAGUGGGCCCUGGAGGUGGAGCGAGUCCUGCCUCAGCUCACGGCUCCGAUGGAGACCGACACCAAGGACUGGAGGAGCCACGUGGAGCAGCUGCACCAGCACCGCGGCCGGAUCGACUCGUCCCUGGAGCAGACCAUGAGCUUCCUCCACAAGCUGCAGGAGGACAUCAGCAGCAGCAUGAAGAAGCUGAGCAGCAGAGAGACGUCCAUCAACUUCCAGCUCAAGCAUCUGAUCCAGGAGUACCGCGACGCUCAGGCCAAGAAGACCGACGCCUCCGAGCAGUACGACACGGCCAGCGGGCGCAUGAUGGACCGGACCCGGGUGGUGGCCGAGGUCAACGACAGCCUGAGGAAGGUGAAGAAGCAGGUGGAGGAGAAGGGGAGGAGCAUGUCCGACGAAGCUCCGGUGGUGAAGAUCAACCAGAGCUUGGUGAAGCUGAACCAGGAGAUCGCUGAGAUGGACGUGACCAUCAGCGUCCUCCAGCACAUGCUGCUGCAGGCCAAACUCCGGGAGAAGCACAACAUGAUGUGCGACAUGUACGCCAGCAACCCCCCCGACCCGGCCGCCGAGCCCUUCAGCGCCGGCUGA
Messenger RNA from Limanda limanda (common dab), 1167 nucleotides. Its product is annotated as intraflagellar transport protein 57 homolog. Lineage: Eukaryota; Metazoa; Chordata; Actinopteri; Pleuronectiformes; Pleuronectidae. Gene Ontology annotation, cellular component: cilium; intraciliary transport particle B; Golgi apparatus. The coding region runs from base 1 to 1167 and encodes 388 amino acids. Gene Ontology annotation, biological process: non-motile cilium assembly; intraciliary transport. The record is from RefSeq and is a predicted model, not a curated record. The transcript has a single exon.